This is a messenger RNA of Sciurus carolinensis (gray squirrel), 4250 nucleotides long. It is a transcript of the gene Igdcc3, whose product is annotated as immunoglobulin superfamily DCC subclass member 3. NCBI's taxonomy places the organism in Eukaryota, Metazoa, Chordata, Mammalia, Rodentia, Sciuridae. Gene Ontology annotation, cellular component: plasma membrane; axon. Gene Ontology annotation, molecular function: protein binding. Gene Ontology annotation, biological process: cell-cell adhesion; axon guidance. The record is from RefSeq and is a predicted model, not a curated record.
AUCGCCGGGGUGGGUGCAAGAUGGCGCAAGCGGAGCUCCCCCUGCGCCCCCCGCGUUCCUAGGCAGGCAUGCGGCCCCAGCCCCCCGCCGCCCGGGCUCGGCCCCGGCCAGAGCCCCGGCCCCGGCCCCGGCGCCGGCCCCGCGGGACACUGUGAGCCGCUAGAGGCCCGGGAGCUGCUCGUCGCCGAGCCCAGCGGACCGAGAGCCCCAUGGCUGCGCCGCGCACCGCGUCUCCGCGCCGCCUGCCCGCGCCGCGCUGGCCCUGGCUCUUGCUAUCGCUGGUGCUGCCGCUACUACUGUCCGCGCCAAGCGAGGGUCUUGGCCACUCUGCCGAACUGGCAUUUGCUUUGGAGCCCAGUGAUGAUGUUGCAGUCCCAGGGCAACCUGUAAUGCUGGACUGCAAAGUGGAGGGGACCCCUCCAGUGCGAAUCACCUGGAGGAAGAACGGGGUGGAGCUGCCAGAGAGUAUUCACUCUACCUUGCUGGCCAAUGGGUCCUUGCUGAUCCAUCACUUCAGGCUGGAGCGGGGAGGCAGCCCUUCAGAUGAGGGUGAUUAUGAGUGUGUGGCUCAGAACCGCUUUGGACUGGUGGUCAGCCGGAAGGCUCGAAUCCAGGCUGCAACCAUGUCUGACUUCCACGUGCACCCGCAAGCCACUGUGGGUGAGGAGGGCGGUGUGGCUCGCUUCCAGUGCCAAAUCCAUGGGCUGCCCAAGCCUCUGAUCACAUGGGAGAAGAACAGAGUCCCCAUUGACACGGACAACGAGAGAUACACACUGCUGCCCAAGGGAGUACUGCAGAUCACAGGACUUCGGACUGAGGACAGUGGUGUUUUCCACUGUGUGGCCUCGAACAUUGCCAGUGUUCGGAUCAGCCACGGGGCCAGGCUCACGGUGUCAGGCUCAGGCUCCGGGGCCUACAAGGAGCCAACGAUCCUUGUGGGGCCUGAGAACCUCACCCUGACAGUGCACCAGACUGCAGUGCUGGAGUGUGUCGCCACGGGCAACCCGCGCCCCAUUGUGUCCUGGAGCCGCCUGGAUGGCCGCCCCAUUGGAGUGGAGGGCAUCCAGGUGCUGGGCACCGGAAACCUCAUCAUCUCAGACGUGACAGUUCAACACUCGGGCGUCUACGUCUGUGCGGCCAACAGGCCUGGCACCCGGGUGAGGAGAACCGCCCAGGGCCGGCUGGUGGUACAAGCCCCAGCCGAGUUUGUCCAGCAUCCCCAGUCCAUCUCCAGGCCGGCUGGGACCACAGCCAUGUUCACCUGCCAAGCCCAGGGUGAGCCGCCCCCUCAUGUCACGUGGUUGAAGAAUGGCCAAGUGCUGGGGCCAGGAGGCCACGUCAGGCUCAAGAACAAUAACAGCACACUGACCAUUUCUGGAAUUGGACCUGAAGAUGAAGCCAUCUACCAGUGUGUGGCCGAGAACAGUGCCGGCUCUUCCCAGGCCAGUGCCAGGCUGACCGUGCUGUCUGAGGGACUGCCUGGGCCCCCCCGCAAUGUCCAGGCUGUCUCUGUGUCAUCCACUGAGGUCCGUGUGUCCUGGAGUGAGCCCCUGGUCAACACCAAGGAGAUCAUCGGCUACGUCCUGCACAUCAGGAAGGCAGCCGACCCACCAGAGCUGGAGUAUCAGGAAGCAGUCAGUAAGAGUACCUUUCAGCACCUGGUGAGCGACCUCGAGCCCUCCACAGCCUAUAGCUUCUACAUCAAGGCUUAUACACCAAGGGGGGCCAGCUCAGCCUCCAUGCCCACCCUGGCCAGCACCCUGGGUGAAGCUCCUGCCCCACCCCCACUGUCCGUGCGGGUCCUGGGCAGCUCCUCCCUGCAGCUGCUGUGGGAGCCCUGGCCCCGGCUGGCCCAGCAUGAGGGUGGCUUCAAGCUCUUCUACCGCCCUGCCAGCAAGGCCUCCUUCACAGGUCCCAUCCUGCUGCCUGGAACUGUCUCCUCCUACAACCUCAGCCGGCUUGACCCCAGUGUGGUGUACGAGGUAAAGCUGCUUGCCUACAACCAGCAUGGGGAUGGCAACGCCACAGUCCGCUUCGUGUCUUUGAGGGGAGCCUCUGAGAGGACAGCUCUGAGCCCCCCGUGUGACUGCCGGAAGGAGGAUGCCACCAACCAGACGUCCACCACUGGCAUCGUCAUUGGCAUCCACAUCGGGGUCACCUGCAUCAUCUUCUGUGUCCUCUUCCUACUGUUUGGUCAAAGGGGCAGGGUCCUCCUGUGUAAGGAUGUGGAAAACCAGCUCUCCCCUCCCCAGGGCCCGCGGAGCCAGAGGGACCCUGGCAUCCUGGCCCUGAACGGGGCAGGGCGGGGAGAGCGGGCCCAGCCAGGCCGAGGUAAGAAGUGCGCUGAUGCCAAGGAGCUGGAGCAGCUGUUCCCCCUGGCCGGGAUGGCAGGGCCACCUGGCCCCAGGCCCACUCAGGACCCAGCAGCCCCUGUCCCGUGUGAGGAGACCCAGCUCUCCACGCUGCCACUGCAGGGGUUUGGUCCUCUAGACAGAAGGACAGCAGAGGCCAAGGCCCCCUGCACCGGCCCUGUGGCUGCCCUGCUGCCCCUGGACAGGGGCCCCAUCCUCCUCAGCGAGGGACAGGCGGUCCCACCUUCUGCAGCACCAGCUGCCCAGCCAGCUCACUCCGGACAGUAGCCAGUGUCUGGCAGGCUCUGGAGGGGGUAGUCCCCCAUUCUCAGGUCGAAGGCAAGAUUUCUCCUGUUAUGUGGGAUUCAGAUGGCCCUGGGGCUGCCCAGCAUUUCUGUCCUGACUGAAAGACGGUAGGCCAGACCUGAGGCGGCCUUGGCAGGGACCCUGGAACUGGAGGGGUCCCGCAGGACCCUCCCACCCCUAGGCUGAUCCCUGGCUGCUGCCUGGUCCCCACAUGAGUCGGAACUGGACGGAUGGUGUCCUUUCAACAUCAAAACUUAGAAGAGAGAGGAAGGUGAAUUCGAGUCCAGAACCACACCCGCCGCUCCGCUCCCUGGUCUCCUCAGGACGGAGCUCCGCUGCGGCUCCGCACUACCUCAGCCGGAAUGAAUGUCCUCGGGGGAGUGGGGCGGUCGCCUGGCUCCUGCCCCACAGAACCCGUGCACCUACCUCAAGCCCCUCCAUGGGCACCCCUCCCUCCCUCCCCACGUUGUGUCCAGAGUUAAGAAAGAGAAAAAGAAAAAAGAAAAAAAAAAAAAGCUCUUCCCCAUUUCAAGGUGUGAAAGAAAGCAUCUACCUCAAGGCUCCGGCUCCGGGGCCUGUGACCCUGGACCCUCUGCCUGGCCUCUCCUCUGCCUGCGGCCCUGCUGGCCUCCCCCCCCAGAGAGGAGGCCUAGGCUAAGUAUCCGAUGGGGCCUACAGGAAUAACGGGGGAACUGGUCAGAGAGAAAAUGUGAAAAAGCCAAAAAUGAGAGGACAUUUAUUCCUCGAAAUAUAAAUUGUCCCAAACUAGCCCCUCCCAGCACGCUGCUCUGCUCCAUCUCCUGCCUCCUGCCCACCCGGUGUUAACCCUCUUGGCAAACCUGUCCCCCAUCGGGAUCCCCACACACCCUCCCUGACUGGGCCUGGGGAGGUGGGCCGUCACCCACAGCCUGCGUCCUGUCCUGCCUCCCGGAGCAGCCUGGACCCUGAAUGUGCAGCGCAUGUGUGUGGGUGCGUGUCCCCUGGGCAGAGGCCGCCAGCCCUUGGUGUGGCGGGCCAGCAGCUGACCCUCCGCUGGACAGCAGACACCCUCUGUCAGCAGAUUUAGCCGGGAGCUGUCUUUAUCCGAGGUGUGUCUAAGGUCCUUGUGACUUUUCGUUUCUCUUUUCUGUUGUGUUGCUCUUUGAACUACUUAGGUGAAGAAGAAAAACCAAGGAAACAAAUACCUAUUUUGGUUACACUCAGAAACAUUUUUUUAAAUAGAAGAAGGAAAACUUUUUUAAAAAAAUAAAUAAAAGAUACGUGUAUUCCUUAAGAAUGAGACUAGAACAUAAAGUCCUUGACCCUCACCACACCCUCUAGGGACACCCCGCCCUGAAAUUUAGUUAUUAGCAGAAGAAGGUAGAAUUUGUGGUGAUUUCCUAGGAAACUAGAGUAGUGUCAGUGUGACUGGGAAAGGGGGGUCCUCCCUCCCCAGGGAGGGAGAGGGCAGUGCCAGGUCUCCCUGCUCUGAGGCAGUCCCCUCUGUCCCCACAGAGACUUCCUUCUGGAGCCUCCCUUGGGGAGGGUGGGGCUGGGGCCACCCAGCCUGACUUGGGUUUUGUCACACACUACUCAUUUUGAUUGAAUAAAAGU